GCAGAAAUCCCUCUUAUUUUGAAAUGUUUACGAAGAAUUUAUUCCACUUCUAGCCCAAUUUUUUCUUCCAAAAUUGUUUUAUAUACCAGAUGUAAAUAUUUCACAACUGUUGUAAACCUGCAAAUCUGGAUGGCAAAGAGGCAAUGAUUACUGCAGGAGAGCCCCAGGAAUUUAUUCCAUUAGGAAGAGACCACCUGAAAAUUCACCCUGGGGAUGUACACCUGCCAACUCAACAUGUUCCUACUACACCUGCAGCCAGUAGCCAAAAUCUCACCAGGGAUUUACUUAAAGCUCUGCGAGGAGUAUCAUUAAAAGAUCAAUCAAAGGAACAGUGGUUUUUGAGAGGAAAUCCUGAUGAUGACGGAGAGGAAGAAUUUUAUUAUAAUGGUAAAACAGUUGUAUGGAGUAAAGGCAAUGGUCAUGGAGUUCGAAAAGUUCAUAAGUCAUUUACGGUGGAGAAUAUUAUACAACAGGUUUUAUGGACAGAAUUUAGAAUUCGUAGCUGCAAGCCAAGAAUAACUGAUGCUGUAAUAGAAAUGGAAGACCCUGAGCAUGAAGUGCUUUCUGGAGUUUGUAUUUUGGAAGGUUCAACAUUAUCUGUAUUUUCAAAGAGUGGUGAAGAUUUCAUUGUCUCCACUCCGUUUCAGGUUCUUAGGGCUUGGUCUUCUAAACAUGGAAUUAUAUUUGAACGCAAUACUACACCUGAUGGAAAUUUUAACCAGUCAAAAUUAAGCAAGCCAGACAAUUUGCCAGUAAUUUUUAGCAUGAUGCAUCCUCUUGAUGACAUUGCUCCUGUCAUAGGAAGAAAUAUUGUUUCAGGUUCAGUAAAACAAAUUAGCUAUUUCUGUGAUCCUUCAGAUGAAAUUGUAUUCUGUACGCCUUCACCUUCCCUUAUUAUGACAUACAACAAGGCUGGAUACCAUUCAGUAUGGAGAGUUCGUACAACAACAUUUCAGGAGGCAGAAUAUGCUUGUACAAAAUUAGAAAUGGAUUCAACUAACCAUACUCGAACGCCAGUAACAAAAGAAUCAUCUUUGUUAUCAAGAUACAAUGUCUCUCAUACUCCAACAAUGACCAUUAGCACUCCUUUUCACAGCUAUCCUUCCAGCCGCACAGCUUCUCCAUCUGUGAUACAGUCUCGUUCUUCAAAUACAUCAGCAUCUAGUCUUACACAUAUGGCUACUUUAAGCCGAUCUCAUCCCCCAUCUUUGAAUAGUAGUAUAACUCAUCCACAAAGUUUUACACCUCAUCGAGCUUUGAAUUUCCAAAUUCCUGCAUCACCUGGGAGUUGUAGUGGAGUCUGUAAAUUUAUGGAACCUUUAGCACCAGAUAUAUGCUUUGAUCACGAAUGGUCAGAGAGCAAGAGUUCAAGUCAUUCUGAAAAAGCUUCAAAAGCCUUUUUGUCAAUGGACAUAACAGGACAUAACUUCCUUUGCUACUUUCUGAAGCAACAACAAUCUUUACAGUUAGUAAAAUUUGAAGAAACAAAUGAUGACAGCCAAUGGAUCUUUGGAACAAUUAGUUACAUACCAGCACUUGAUGCUGAACCUAUCCCUGAUUUGAAUCUCAUUCUUACUGUGGAUGCUAACUAUACAUUAUCAUUAUAUACUGGUCUCACAAAGAUUUCUAAAGUUCAUGUUGCUGAUAUUUUUGGUCCAAACUGUGAUGUUCCACCUUCUCAAAAUUACAUUCCACCCACAUGUUUUGCAACCCCUAGAAGAAAUAGUCUUGUUUCUUCAACCCGACCCCCUAGUGCUGCUAGUACCAGAUUUGGAGAUGAAGUUCAAAUGUUAUCACCAGUACCCUUCGUUGCAGAAAAUCCUUCAUCUAAAACUGUUUUGAGUGAUGAAUUGUCAUUCCUUCAUGUGGGCCCUGUUAGAAGUGUUCGAGAUGCUGUCAAGAAUCGAGUGACAUUAGAAACAUCAGUAGGUUAUUAUAGGUUACAAAUACCUGAAGUUGCGACUUCAAAAAUUGUUUUGAAAUGCCUUCAAGCCUUAAAGCAUGUCUUGCCCAGGGAUAUCUAUACACAAGUGUUUGUGAAAUGGUAUUCUCAAAGGAAUGCUCCUGGUCCUUGCGAUAUGAAUUCAGAGCUGGAAUUGAAUUCCUUUCUAAUGUGCUUGCUAAACACCAUAGGUUUUGAUGUGGAAGGAAUUGUCCUUGGCAGUUUUAUGAAAGAAAACACAGCAGCACCUCAAGUGAAAAAACAAAAGACGCAUGAAGGAGGGUGUGAUGAUGAUUGGUCGCAUGUAUUGUCAAGUAAUUUGCACAGGCAAAUGUUGGAUUUGAAACUCAUAAGUAGUAGUUGCAGCAAUGGGUCUGUUACUUCUGACAACUCUCCAAGUUUCAAUGUAUCUGCAGUUCUUUUCCCAUACAUAGCCCAUCUACUUUUUGCUCUUCAUUUAGUGUAUGAGGAUUGCAAAUUGGAUGUACUAUUGUGGAAUGAUCUUGCUCAGCUAUGCAGCUUUCUUUGUGAGUUAGCCAGAGAACUUAGAGAAUAUAAAUUUUUGGAUCUUUACUGGAAGGAUUUUCCAAAUCUCUUUUGUUCUUUAAGCAAGAAGCCUGCUCUACCUGAAGAACAAGUGGAUAAAAUUCACUAUCCAAGUUAUUUUGUUAGGGUUCCUUCCAUUUAUAAAUGGACAAAGGACUGUCUUUCAACUGGUAUUUGCUCACCUUUUCCAUGCAUUCCACAGGUUACAACAAUGAUCUGUAAUAUAGUUUUGGCUUAUGCAAUUUUAGCAGCUAAUGAAAAACCUGUGCUGAACAUACAAAACUAUUUAAUUCAGAUUAUACCUCCAGGCAUCAGAAUGCAAGAAAUUAUCAACUGCAGUCUUCUUUCUUCAUGUUAUGCAAUAAACUCUAAUCCAAAGAAAGUUGCUGUUUAUUUCUUGUCCAGAAUUGGUUUCACUCCAAAAGAUUUGGAUUCCUUACCUAUUGGAAUUGCAUUACCAAUUAAAGAUGCCAUUCUACACUGCUGGCAUCAACCUUCAGGAUUGUGGACCAAGAAUACUUUUGAGCUUAUUGGGAGGCAUGAUUUAUCAGCCUUACAGCUGUCCUCCAAGAAAGGAAAUUUUAACUUACCACGUAGAAUAAAAAGUGGUGAAGUUAAAAAUGGUGCAUCUAAGGAAGAUGAGGCUCUGAGUCAUCUAGAUUUUGAAGAACUUCGUUUGCGUUUUGGCCAAGACCAUAGAAUUAAUGAUGUCUAUGAAAUGUUGCAAUCUUCAAAACCUGCACGAAUAGCAUUAGUACAAAGACCUGAAGUUAGUGAUCAUGAAUUUAUUGAAGAACAAGAACGUCACUUGUAUAAUCUUUGCAUUCGGACUAUGGCUGCAACUGUAGGAAGAGGAAUGUUUACACUAAGAACGCAUAGUCCAGUUGUUACUGAAACUUUACCUAUUCCGAAACUUUGUCUGACUGGCCGUGCGCCUCCAAGAAAUACAACUGUUGAUUUGUCUCACAUAGAUGUUCCAGCAAAUAUGAACAUGUGGCCUUUAUUUCAUAAUGGUGUUGCAGAAGGUCUAUCCAUAUCUCCUAAUGCUUCUAAGAUUGAUUCAACUUGGAUAGUAUAUAACAAGCCACGAAGUUCAAGCAAUGACACUCCGACAGAACAUGCUGGAUUUUUAAUGGCUUUAGGUUUAAAUGGACACCUAACAAGACUGUCAACGCUGAGUAUACAUGAUUAUUUAUGUAAAGGUCAUGAACUAACAAGUGUUGGCAUAAUUUUGGGUGUAUCUGCUUCAAAGCGUGGGACGAUGGAUCUCAGUGCCACAAAAAUGUUGAGCAUCCACAUAGAAGCACUUUUACCUCCAACUUCUACUGAACUAGAUGUUGCUCCAGCCGUCCAGGUUGCUUCUGUUAUGGGAUUAGGAUUACUCUACCAGGGAUCAGGUCAUCAUCAUAUGGCUGAGGUUUUGCUUGGUGAAAUAGGGAGGCCUCCUGGCCCUGAAAUGGAACAUUGUAUUGACAGAGAGAGUUAUUCUUUAGCUGCUGGCUUAGCACUUGGACUUAUCACAUUAGGAAAAGGCAAAGAGAUGUCUGGGAUUGCAGAUCUACCAAUGGCAGACCAAUUAUACCAUUACAUGGUAGGAGGACACAAAAGACCUUUGACAGGAAUACAUAAAGAAAAACACAAGUCUCCUAGCUAUCAAAUUAGAGAAGGUGAUAAUGUCAAUGUGGAUGUAACAAGUCCUGGAGCCACUCUAGCUUUAGGAUUGAUGUUUUUUGACACAGAUAAUCAGGCCAUUGCUGAGUGGAUGAGAGUGCCAGAUACUCAGUUUUUAUUAGAUAUGGUACGCCCUGACUUCCUCUUGCUUCGGGUUUUGAGCAAAGGUUUGAUUUUAUGGUCCAGUAUACAUCCUUCUACAAGAUGGAUUGAAGACCACUUACCUCAUAUAGUCGCUAAGUAUGCCUUUCAGCGUGGAAGUGGAAAUAGUGAUGUGGAUUAUGAAACUAUGAGCCAGGCAUAUUGCAAUAUCAUUGCUGGUUGCUGUUUCUGUAUUGGGUUAAAGUUUGCUGGUUCUGCAAAUAAUGAGGCUUUUGAAAUUUUAAUGCAGUAUACCAAACACUUUCUCACUAUAUCUCGGAAAUCUAUUGGUGAUCAAGCAGGUCGAAGUACCAUGGAAACAUGCCUUAAUGUUGUUGUUUUAUCAUUGGCUAUGGUAAUGGCUGGUACAGGAGAUUUGGAAGUUAUACGAAUAUGUCGCCAUUUGAGGUCUAGAAUUGGUCAAGCUUCAAGCUAUGUGUUAUAUGGAUCUCAUAUGGUAACACAUAUGGCCCUAGGACUGCUUUUCUUAGGAGGUGGAAGGUAUUCAUUGAGCACAUCUCCUCUUUCUAUUGGUGCUCUUGUAUGUGCCUUUUUUCCCAAGUUUCCUCAACACAGUAAUGAUAAUAGAUAUCAUUUGCAAGCUUUCUAUCAUCUCUAUGUGUUAGCCAUCGAACCACGUGUGAUUAUACCACGGCUUCUAGGUGCAAACAAACCAGUUUAUAUCAACAUCAAAGUUGUAUUUAAGGAUACACCAGACUACAAAGAUGCUGAAUACACUGUAAAAGCACCAUGUUUAUUACCAGAAUUGAAAUUUCUGAAAAAAGUGAUUGUUGAAGAUUCAAGAUAUUGGCCUAUAGUGUUUGAUUGCAAUGAAAAUUGGGAAACUCUCCGUAAUUUGCUUGAAAAUGGUGGUACUUUACAUGUCAUGCAGAAUGCUGGUUGUUUACCAUACAGUGAAGAUCCACAGGGAUUUCGUAGUUUACUUGCACAAACCUGCAUUUGGAAUGCUGUUCAUGCUUGGAAUAUUAAGAAUGCUCAACUAUCUACUUUUUCUUCUGAUCCAGUGGCUCUCAACUUUGCUUCCUGCUUUCUAGGCUCCACAUCUAAUAGCGAAAAAGAAAAAGAGUGGCAACAAAAAAUUUGCGGAUAUUUAUUUGAAUGUGCUUCAUUGGAAAAAAUGGAAGCUUUGCCUAUUUGUGUUUCUAUGAUUCAGAUUAUCAAGCAAACUGAUUUGAAAAGCAGAACAUAUGAACUAUGGCAAAUUAAAAUGGUAUCAGCAUAUGAAAAGUGGAUUAAACGGUAUUCAGCUGAAUAUAACGAUUCUUUGACUCUUCUGAGACAUGAAUUCAGCACUCCCAUUCUUUUUGAGAUACAGAAAACUGCUGAAAAGGCCUGCAAAGGUUUCAAAGAUCAUUUGUUUCAUUACAUUUCAACAAAUUGGAAAUCUGAAAUUUGGGAAUAUCCUCCUGACAUUGCUGCUUUUCUUUUACUUUAUGAUAUAGACGGGAUUGAAAAUUGGACACUGCAGUGCAAUUCAAGUGAUAUAAACUUUCCGUAUCUGUUCAGUGAACUUGGAAGAUCAAUGUCUGUAUCGUCUGUUAGAUCUAUAAUGUCAAUACUAAUGUCAUAAGAUGGACUUUAAACUGCAUAUGUAUUUAAGAAUUAUUUUAAUUGUUUAAAUAUGUGUAUUUUUAAGCAAUAACUUAUUUUUGUUAGUGUUUUAGUAAUUAAAAGUUGU
This is a messenger RNA of Uloborus diversus, 5999 nucleotides long. RefSeq names its product anaphase-promoting complex subunit 1-like (gene shtd). The record is from RefSeq and is a predicted model, not a curated record. Gene Ontology annotation, cellular component: anaphase-promoting complex. Lineage: Eukaryota; Metazoa; Arthropoda; Arachnida; Araneae; Uloboridae. Gene Ontology annotation, biological process: protein K11-linked ubiquitination; anaphase-promoting complex-dependent catabolic process; metaphase/anaphase transition of mitotic cell cycle. Gene Ontology annotation, molecular function: molecular adaptor activity.